CGGUGGCUGCAGUCACAACAAGCUUUCGGUUUAAAAUGUGUUUUAGUAAUAUGAAAUUAAAAUAAAUGAAUUAAAUAUAAUAGGCAUCUGGAAAAAUUUACCACGAGCAAAGACGUCGCUUGAAGGACAAUGUCCAAACUGUGUGCAGUGUUUGGCGGUUCCAGGGGGAUCGGGAAGGCUGUUUCACAGUUGCUUGCACAGAAAGGGCACAGAGUGGUUGUCAUAGCAAGAGAUUUGGAUGCAGCACAAGCCACUGCCAGCACACUUGGAGCUGAUCACGUUGCUCUAAAAUGUGAUGUGUCAAAAGAACAGGAAAUCCAGCAAACAUUUGAGAAGAUUCAGACAAGUUUGGGUCACAUAAGCUACUUGGUGAAUGCUGCUGGUGUAAACAGGGAUGGCCUGUUACUGCGAAUAAAGACUGAAGAGAUGUUGACUCAUCUGCACACAAACCUCCUCGGAUCCAUGUUGACGUGCAAAUAUUCUUUAAGAGGCAUGCUACAGAACCAAGGGGGCGCCAUUGUAAAUUUAGGCAGCAUUGUUGGACUGAAAGGUAACGCUGGUCAGAGUGCAUACAGUGCCAGUAAAGCAGGGCUUGUGGGAUUCACACACUCUCUUGCUAAAGAAGUGGCUGGGAGGAAUAUUCGAGUGAACUUGGUUGCUCCAGGGUUUAUAAACACAGACAUGACUUCAGGUAUGGAUGAAGAGGGCUGGAGGAGAACCAUCCCCCUGGGUCGUUUUGGGGAGCCCAAAGAUGUGGCCCAUGCUAUCCUCUUCCUCCUCGAGUCUCCCUAUAUUACUGGGCAGGUGCUUGUUGUGGAUGGAGGACUUCAGCUCACAAUGUAACUCCCCCACCUCUGACUGCUUUUCAUGUGCAGCGCCUGGUUUUAUGAAAAUUAGUUUUCUAUUUAGCAACUAUAUCAAAGUGGAGAAUAGCUGUUAAAUGAUUUAAUUAGUACACUAUACCUUUAUAUAUACACACACACACACACACACACACACACACA
Molecule: messenger RNA, 1004 nt
Organism: Polyodon spathula (Mississippi paddlefish)
Lineage: Eukaryota; Metazoa; Chordata; Actinopteri; Acipenseriformes; Polyodontidae
Gene: cbr4
Product: carbonyl reductase 4
Exons: 6
Coding region: 130-843 (237 amino acids)
Biological process (GO): fatty acid biosynthetic process
Molecular function (GO): oxidoreductase activity, acting on the CH-OH group of donors, NAD or NADP as acceptor; quinone binding
Source: RefSeq, a predicted model, not a curated record